Messenger RNA from Coregonus clupeaformis (lake whitefish), 892 nucleotides. RefSeq names its product leucine-rich repeat-containing protein 3-like. The record is from RefSeq and is a predicted model, not a curated record. The transcript has 2 exons. Lineage: Eukaryota; Metazoa; Chordata; Actinopteri; Salmoniformes; Salmonidae. Gene Ontology annotation, molecular function: protein binding. Gene Ontology annotation, cellular component: extracellular matrix. Bases 1 to 795 code for a protein of 264 amino acids.
AUGGACCAGAUGGAUGGGCCCGUGGCUGGAUCAGUAACGGGCACGGAGCUCCACUUCGACUCAGACGCCAGCAAGGUGGAGGUGGGGUACUGUGCACUGGUGACCGCUUGUCCCAAGAGCUGCCACUGCAUGGAGAAGAACAGCCUUGUCAUGGUGCAGUGCAUGUCGCGCAACCUGGAGAACAUCCCCGCCGACCUGCCACGAGACACGGUAGUCCUGCUGCUGGCCUCAAACCGCAUUACCAAGAUCCCCAACCAGGCCUUUAAGGACCUCAAAAGAUUACAGGAACUGGACCUAUCCAACAACGCCAUUGAGACGGUGGACGCUGGGGCCUUCCAGGGGGUCUCCGACGGCCUUCGGGUCCUGGACCUGUCCAACAACCGCUUAAGCAGCGUGCCCAAAGAGGCAUUCGCCAAACUUCGGGCCAAAAUCAGCCUCUCCAACAACCCCUGGCACUGCGAGUGCAGCUUGCAGGAGGUCCUGAGGGAGCUGAGACUGGACCCAGAGACGGUCAACGAGGUGAGCUGCUACACGGCCGUGGAGGAGGAGUACGCCGGCAAGCCCGUUAUCCAGGUCCUGGACUUGGGAAUCAACUUCUGCAACUUCUACCACAAGACCACCGACGUGGCCAUGUUCGUGACUAUGUUUGGCUGGUUCACCAUGGUGAUAGCCUACGUGAUCUACUACGUGCGGCAGAACCAGGAGGAUGCCAGGAGGCACAUUGAGUACCUCAAGUCCCUGCCCAGCAGCUCGCAGAUCAGCAAAGACUUUGACACCAUCAGCACGGUUCUCUAGCAGGCCCACUGUGGCACACAUUUGAGAAAGUGUGUGUGAGUGGGUGAGUGAGUGAGUGGAUGAUAGGGGGAAAGGAGUUCUUGAUUUUUGAGCUGGA